This is a messenger RNA of Brienomyrus brachyistius, 1438 nucleotides long. RefSeq names its product chromosome 19 C1orf115 homolog (gene c19h1orf115). The record is from RefSeq and is a predicted model, not a curated record. NCBI's taxonomy places the organism in Eukaryota, Metazoa, Chordata, Actinopteri, Osteoglossiformes, Mormyridae. The coding region runs from base 919 to 1317 and encodes 132 amino acids. The transcript is spliced from 3 exons.
GGGCGCUCACACUCGCACAACUCCAGGGCCAAUUCAGACCCACCAAUCAGCCUACCCUGCACGCUUUUGGACCAUGGGAGGACACCAGAGCCCCCGGCCAAAACCCAGGCGAACGUGGGGAGAGCGUGUGAGCUCCACACAGAAAGGACCCUGGACCGAACCCGGGAACCGGACCCAGGACAUUCUUGCUGUGAGGCAGCAGCCCUAAUCACCACGCCGCCCUACACUGCAUCCCAUUCCAUAAAUAGAGACAGUGACUGGUAGUGCACUUCACUGCCUGCUACAGUGCAACCCACUUUGUCCCUCUUAUUUAGCCAUUGCAGUUCCACAUCUAUCAGAAAGGAGGCGAGGUAGCUAAGGGGGUGGGAGGUUCAUAGGAAGUCAAAAUCUCCAAAAUACCUGAGGAACUCGUCAGGACCAGGGGUGAUAGACACCAAUAGACACCUGGAUGGUAUGAGUGGUGGUAAUCACCCAUGCCCCCCGCCUCCCCUUCUCCAAGUUAACCUGCUAAAUCCCCUCCAACAGCCUUGACAUAGUUGAAUUCAGGUAUUCAAUGAGGAAAUUUACCAUUUUCUUCUAAGGAAAAUCAUUAAAAUCAGAACAAGCUUCUCCAGACAGUAAGUGCCAUUGAUGUGUUUGUGCUUAUAGAAAAAGGAGAGUAACUUCUAUUUAAAUCGAGUGUUAUAUUAGCAAAGUAAUCGAUACAUCGUACAGCAAAAUGGGAAGGAUUCACAGUUGCCUGCCAUACCGCUUUAAGGGAGGAAGAUCGGCCCUUGUAGGAUCAGCAGUUUCCUCUUUGAAAUCUGGCACUGCUUUGCACGAAUCACUGUCAUUGUUUGGUGUGACCGGCUUGCACGCUGGAACCAUUUACUCCAGCAUGUUCAUAUUUUCACGGCUAACAAAAACAGUAAAUAAACCAUGAAACCGACGCCAUUAUGGGGAGCCAUAACCAGCGUGUUUGAAAACAUCGAGCCCCGGGACAUGCUGCCUGACGGGGCCAGAUACCUGCAGCAGGUAGAUGGAGAAAACAGCGGCGCUCCGCUCGACGGCCAAAGCCAGCAGUUACUGGUGGGAAGCAGAGUCAGGGAGAGAGACCGAUGUGCCAAAGAAAUACAUUUUGCUUUUUUACCGGAGAGAUAUGAGCCUUUGGUAGAAGAAGACGACGCAAGGGAGAGAGCAAAAGAAGAGAAGAAGAGAAAAAAGAGGGAAAAGUACAAGAAGUACAGGAAGGUUCCUGAUGACCUGCAGCCAGUGACGUGGCUUCCUGGUCCAUCUGGUAUCUGCAUGAAUAAAACACUAACGUUGGAAAGGCCCUGAGGUUCAGCUGGAAAUGCCUGGUCUCUGGUCUGCAAGGAUUCACCGUCGGAUACUGCCUUUCGCUGUCGGCAGCGGCCGUACUUAUCCCAGAUGUACACAGAGCGUGGCCCCCCAGCUGAGU